Paramisgurnus dabryanus is the source of this 1281-nucleotide messenger RNA. RefSeq names its product probable alpha-ketoglutarate-dependent hypophosphite dioxygenase. Lineage: Eukaryota; Metazoa; Chordata; Actinopteri; Cypriniformes; Cobitidae. The record is from RefSeq and is a predicted model, not a curated record.
UUUCUUUGACUUGAUGAUCUGGAAUAUUAGACUAAAUACGAAUCUGGGUUUCUGUGUUGUCUUGAGUGAGUUUUAACCUGUCUUUGUCAUCUUUUUUCACAGUUUUGAUGACGUUCAGUUUAGCAGGUAUAAACAUAUUUUCUCGCUGCUGAAUCUACACAGCUGACAUUCAGUCAAAUCUUUGAGUCAAGGUUAAGAAGAUUCACCAGCAGGUAUCUUUAGUCAUGGACGUGGCAAACAUUAAGGCCCUGUAUGAGGAGCGGGGAUAUCUGUCAUCUCUUUCUGUCCUGAGUGCAGAGGAGCUCCAGAAGGCUCGAGACGCUUUUGCUGAGCUGGAGAGAAAACAUGGUGAAGAAUACACCGCUUACAGCCUUCACAACAUUCAUAUGGAGUGUGAUUGGGUAAUGGCCCUCGCCAAGCACCCUAAGCUUCUAGAGGUGGUGACAGCAGCUUUAGGCCCGGACGUCCUCCUGCUCGACUCCAGAUUCAUCUGCAAAUAUCCAGUGACUAAAAAGCGACAGAAUAAUGCCAUCAUCAACCACUGUGACGGGAAAAAAGAAGCAGAUUCCAACGAGAAAGAUGGCAUGCCGUUUGUGGCCUGGCAUCAGGACAUGAAGUACUGGGGUUUUGAUGGAGGUCCAGUUUUGUCAGUCUGGCUUUCCCUGGACGAUUCACUCGAGGACAAUGGAGCCUUGCAGGUUAUUCCAGGAAGUCAUCGUUCCGGUCUUCUGCCUCAUUACCAAUCCAAACGAGCCGGUAACAUGUUGAGUGUCAAUCAAGAAAUCCCAGAAGAGCUGGUGGAGACUGAGAAAGCAGUCUUAUGUCCUCUGUUAGCUGGUCAGAUGUCUGUCCAUGAUGGACUUCUGGUUCAUGCCAGUGAUCCGAACACGUCCAACAGGAGGCGCUGUGGAUAUGUCAUUCGUUACGUACCCACGUGUACUUAUCCAAUCCAGGACCUUGAACGGCCCAGGACUUUCCCUGCUACGGUGCUGGUCAGUGGAUUUGACAAAUACAAGCACUUCUCUAAGCAAAUCUUCAAUGUAUGAGGCUUGAAUUAAGGAUUACAGUAUAUUUAAGAUGGGUGCUUUGGCAAAAUGAUCAACAUAAGCACUUUGAAUACACUAUACAUCAUUUUGGGGCUUUAACUAUUUCAUUAUUUUCUUCACAAGAAGUACACUUGUACCUGUGUAUUGUAAUCGUGUAAUUUCCAUGCUUUUCGGGAAAUGAAAAGUUAUUUAAAAAGUAAUGAUUUGAUUUAGCCUUAAACUGACUAGUCUUGUU